AUUGAGCACGGUGGCCGGCAGAGGUGAUUGAGCAGUCAGAAUUAGCAGUCGUUUCUUGUUUGUAGACUGUUGUGGAGUGAAAGAGUAACGUAAAUAAAGACAAACAAAAUAUGGGUUCCCUGACAAUCAUUCUAUCUGUCUGCGCUGUCUUCAUCGUAUUUUCGGUGACUGAGGCUGCAUCCGGCAACUGUCCCCUGCCGUCCAAAGUCUACAGCUGCUCCCCGAAGUGCCAGCAGGACUACGAGUGUACCCACGGCAAGGUGUGCUGCCCCAACGGCUGCAACACCAAGUCGUGCUCGCAGCCGGCCGCCGGCGGCACCGGCUCUGGAGGCUCCAGCAAGUACUCCUCGUCUGGAGCGGGUAUCUACUGCGACAACGUGAAGUGUAACGCGUACGAAGUCUGCAAGUUGGACCCCACCACCAAGAGAAACAAGUGCAGUCGCGCUUAGUUCCGAUACCAUAGUACCGAUAUAUAAUAGAGUAACGGUGAGUUUGUUUUUGUAAAGUGUAACUGGCCAUAACUACUGAUUUGAAAAAAGAAAAGAAGAAAGUAUUUUAAUGAAUGACAUAAUCAGUUUUGUAAUUGCAUCGUAUUAAGUACCUUUAUUCUUAUUUAUUCUUGUAUUUUUAAAGGCUGAAUGAUAUAUGAACCAUAUUGAUAUUUUGGCGAACAUAAAACGAUAAACAAAAGGAGUUGAAAGUCACAACACAAGCGUAUUAUGGUUUAGUUUUGUAUGCGAGUUUCUUUAUCACGCCGUAAUUCUUAAACUUAUCAGGUAACGAUGUGUUAGGUAUCGUUAUACAAUUUACAUUACCUCGGACACAGAUUAAAACAUACUUAGGUUAUGUGACGUCAUUACAAAAUCAAUAUGACUUAUUAUUACUCAUAUCACAUCAAAAUAAAAUUUUAUAAUCGAGUAAAUGUCAAAAAGGAUACCUAACUCGUACCUAAGUGAAUAUACUCCUGUUUUACUUUAGCCAUACAUUUGUUAAACAUAAAAAUUAAAUGAUGAAACUAAACUGUAUACUCAAGAGAGUACAAAGAUAUUAAAACAUGACAACGGUCGUGUUUUAAUAUCUUUGUAAAAUUGGUUAUUGAAAUUUGUUUGAACCUAUACAUUUUGUAAUUAAACAAACAAUUUUUUAAUUAAAAUCUUUUGUAUUAAAUGAUAUACCAGUAUAUUAAAAACUUAUUAGGUAACUAGUAGGAUGCCAUCAGCGUUGCCGGACGACGGACGACGUGGGGAGGACAGUCGCAAAGCAAACAAUACUUACUAUACUAUACUUUAAAACUCACAAAAAAACUUACCUUAUACUUUUGCACAAAUGGUAUAUAAUAAAUAGGUACCUAAUUGAAAUUUUCAAUAAAAUUUAGCUAUUGUGUUUUUAUUAAAAAUAUUUAAAACUAUAUUUUUAAAUAUUAUGUAUCUAUAUAAUAUUGCGUUUUUUUUCUAUUAUGUCCCGUGUUUGAAGAAAUAUUCCCGCUUUUCUCAUUAGGUUCCAAAAUUCUUCUGCCCAAAAAACAGAUCUGACAAAGCUGAAUGCCAUAUAUAUACUCGUUAGUUACUUAGUAGGUAACUAGGUAGUUACGUUGCAAGUACGAAUUUAAUUAAAUUCUAAUAAUUUAAUUAAUCAAUGAAUUGGUAUAAGUGUGUAGGUAUGUUUACUUUCUUCAUUUCAUUGACAUUGAACUUUAUUAUUGUCAUAACCUGCAUUUGCGAUAUCGAAGGUUAUUUAUCCGAGAUAGGUCAAUUCAAAAUUAAUACUUCAAUGAAUGCGCUUUGCCAAUAUAUCGUAUUAGUAUAUAUAUUUAUUAGGAGAUUUUGUAUCACCAUAUUUUUUAUUAAAAAUAACAAGGCCAUGUUUUUUUUUAUAAAUAAAUUAUAAUUUGUA
This is a messenger RNA of Plodia interpunctella (Indianmeal moth), 1893 nucleotides long. Its product is annotated as waprin-like protein. The transcript is spliced from 4 exons. Gene Ontology annotation, molecular function: peptidase inhibitor activity. Gene Ontology annotation, cellular component: extracellular region. The record is from RefSeq and is a predicted model, not a curated record. Bases 111 to 449 code for a protein of 112 amino acids. Lineage: Eukaryota; Metazoa; Arthropoda; Insecta; Lepidoptera; Pyralidae.